This is a messenger RNA of Myripristis murdjan (pinecone soldierfish), 1254 nucleotides long. RefSeq names its product cilia- and flagella-associated protein 20-like. The coding region runs from base 508 to 1089 and encodes 193 amino acids. The record is from RefSeq and is a predicted model, not a curated record. Lineage: Eukaryota; Metazoa; Chordata; Actinopteri; Holocentriformes; Holocentridae. The transcript is spliced from 6 exons.
UAACUUUUUUCUUUUUCUUUCUUUUUUAACUACAUAUUUCAUUUCUUCAUACAGAAAGUAUCUUUUACCAGUGAGAAACGAAGUGCUUAAGUUCGGACUCCAGACUUCUUUUUUUAAGUCAUAAUUACAUUUUUGACAAGCUUUCUGUUGCCACGGUGACGGAGAUGCGGAUGCGUCUGCGUCGAGGUCCGGCGGGAACAAGGCCGUUUCCUAGCAACGUCAAAAUAAUGAGGACUUCAGUGACUUUUUAAAAAUAUAUAUAUUUUUUACGGCUUCCUGUGAAUAAGAUGGAGUACUAUGAUAACAGGACACAAAUGAUAAUAAAUUUAAACCUGUCGUUUUUUUUUUUAGCUUUCGGUUGGCCGUGGUUUUACAACCGUCGACAGCGGAACGGAUUAUUUUGUAUCACACGGAACCGCGGAGGACGGAAACCAGUUCGUAAACAAACGUAACCUUAGCAACGCACCUGUCACAUGCACGCGAGACGGCCGCCCGAGUGCGUUGAAGAUGUUUAAAAACACGUUUCAGAGUGGAUUCUUGUCCAUCUUAUACAGCAUCGGCAGCAAACCUCUUCAGAUAUGGGAUAAAAAGGUGAGGAACGGUCACAUCAAGAGAAUCACAGACAACGACAUCCGGUCACUGGUGUUGGAGGUGGAGGGGACAAACGUCAGCACCACAUACAUCACAUGUCCUGCCGACCCCAAGGAGACUUUGGGCAUCAAGCUGCCUUUUUUGGUCAUGAUCAUCAAGAACGUCAAAAAAUAUUUCACCUUUGAAGUCCAGGUUUUAGACGAUAAAAAUGUCCGGCGACGGUUUCGGGCCAGCAACUAUCAGAGCACAACGCGGGUGAAGCCAUUUUUCUGCACCAUGCCCAUGAGACUGGAUGAAGGCUGGAACCAGAUUCAGUUCAACUUGUCAGACUUCACCAGGAGGGCCUACGGAACCAAUUACAUCGAGACGCUGCGUGUACAGAUCCACGCCAACUGUCGCAUAAGGAGGGUGUAUUUCUCAGACAGACUAUACUCUGAGGAUGAGCUCCCAGCAGAGUUCAAGCUCUACCUGCCUGUCCAGAACAAGACCAAGCAGUAGAGUUUCUAAACCAACACCGCUCCCCCAUUCCACUUACCUGUGAGACUGUGUGUAUGUAGACAAGUUAUGAAUUUUAAAAAUUUAUGUUGUCAUUUUGGUGUUAUUUUGGAACAAUGAGACCUGUGUUGGCAUUCUUUGCACAAUAAAAUGUUUUGUAUGCACUGA